Rhizophagus irregularis DAOM 181602=DAOM 197198 is the source of this 507-nucleotide messenger RNA. RefSeq lists its product as uncharacterized. The record is from RefSeq and is a predicted model, not a curated record. Lineage: Eukaryota; Fungi; Glomeromycota; Glomeromycetes; Glomerales; Glomeraceae. Gene Ontology annotation, biological process: lipid metabolic process.
AUGGAUGAUCGUCCUGGUUACUCAAAUGACACUUUUUUUGAUACUUUAAUGGCAACAACGGCUGCGCCCACUUUUUUUCCGCCUUAUGAGAUAAAGGGCAGGGGCUUUUUCAUAGACGGAGCCUUACAUCUUAAUAAUCCAGCAAUGGCGGCAUAUGAAAAAGCUAUUCAGUAUAAUGUAGCAAAAGAAAAGAUUUCCGUGCUUUCUUUAGGUACAGGGGGCUAUAUGCCUAACCCUUUAAAUCCUGAUCUAUAUCGUGGUAAUCUUUUUUGGGCACAAAAUCUUCACAAAGUAGUGCUACCACAACAGAAAGGCAAUACUGAUCGUUCAAUGUAUAGUUUAUUGGGAAAUCAUUAUCAACGAUGGCAGGUUUGGUUUGAAGAAAAAAUAAGUUUGGAUGAUUACAAAAGUGUUCCUUAUCUCUUAGAAUUAGGUCAUCAGUAUAUAGAAGAACUUGAUGCUUCAGAUGAGAAUCCUAUAAAUAAGUUGAUAGAGUCUUUUGAGUAA